This is a messenger RNA of Aspergillus calidoustus, 915 nucleotides long. Lineage: Eukaryota; Fungi; Ascomycota; Eurotiomycetes; Eurotiales; Aspergillaceae. The record is from the annotation of a GenBank genome assembly.
AUGAAGUCACUCGUCCCCUUUCUGGCCUCUGUUGCCAGCCUCGCCCAUGCGCAAUCGAACUUCUUUAUCAACCCUGGCUCGCAAGCCGACCAGCUCGCCAGCGGUAACCACACGGAAGACUAUCCCAUCUACCAAGAGGGCGACAGCCAAGUCUUCAGCUGGAUCACAAACUGGACAGUGAUCAGCCUUCUUCUGUAUCAGAAUGAGAACGCCUCGUAUAUCCGUCUUCUCGACUUUGAAGAAAAUCAUCCAAACAGAUAUACCUACGACAUGAGGCCUGACGUCGAUCUCUCGUGGAACGACGUCUUCUUUUUGACCCUCUGGAACGAAAACAACGCCGAAGAUGGCGGCCCUCCAUUCAUCUACUCCUCCUACUUUCGCAUCAACGCCUCUGAUUCUGAUUCCUCAACCUCGACUUCAACCACCACCACAAGACCAACAUCAACAUCAACAAUCCCAAGCACCACAACAACCUCAACUCCAACCGAUUCUCCCACCCCUGAACCAGAAACAACAGCUCCCUCGUCCGACUCACCCUCAGAUGAGGACGGCGGUGACUCCCUCUCCUCCUCCGCAAAAGUCGGCCUAGGCGUCGGCAUUGGCCUGGGAGUCCCUGCCCUUGCCCUCGCCGGCGUCGCCGCAUUCUACCUCCGCCGCCGCUCCCAAGCAGCCGCCUACCAGCACUCGCAGCAACUACCUCCCGGCGCGGGAUACACACCGGGCACUGGGUCGGGAUAUCCCAGCCCGCCCGUCUCGGACAUGAGUAACCCGUCGCCGUUCAAGUUGGGUGGGUCGAGCACGGUUCCAGGGUAUAGUGGGCCUGUUGAGGCGGAUGGGACGGGGUUGCAGGCUCAGGCUCAGGCUCAGCACCAGAGUCGGUUCCAGGAGUUGCCUGGGGGCGGGUAUGCGCGGUGA